Messenger RNA from Talaromyces marneffei, 1500 nucleotides. RefSeq lists its product as uncharacterized. The coding region runs from base 1 to 1500 and encodes 499 amino acids. The record is from RefSeq and is a predicted model, not a curated record. The transcript has a single exon. Lineage: Eukaryota; Fungi; Ascomycota; Eurotiomycetes; Eurotiales; Trichocomaceae. Gene Ontology annotation, biological process: transmembrane transport. Gene Ontology annotation, molecular function: transmembrane transporter activity. Gene Ontology annotation, cellular component: membrane.
AUGGCGUCCCAUUUCGCUGCCUUUCUCGAAGUCGAAAGCUCUCCUCGCAUCGCACGUCCAGCUGCUGUUCUUCGUUAUGAUGAUCAAAUAUCCAUAGCUACUUCCCGCAACCAUGAAUUGGUAGAGCUGCAGCCAAGUAGCUCGAUUGUUCAGAGACUCGGGCCUUUCGCAUCACCCUCAAGCCUUGAUACAGCAACACCGCCAGAUCUCGAAAGCCUCUCUUCAAAACCUGGGUCACCCAGCAGCGAACCUGGUGUACCAGAAUCACAGCUAGUUUCAACGGAUAUAGUGCCGAGCAUCAAUAACCCAGCAAGGAACAAAUGGCGCAUUGUCAGUGCUUGCUGCAUGCUCUUAUCCAACGGUAUGAGUGACAGUGCCCCUGGUGCUCUGAUUCCAUACAUGGAACCGGACUUCCAUAUCGGCUAUGCUAUUGUAUCGCUCAUCUUCAUUGCCAAUGCUGCGGGCUUCAUUCUCGCCGCUCCUUUAACACACUGGCUCGAAAGUCGAUUUGGUCGUUCCAGAACCGUCAUGAUCUGUCAAGUGCCUGUAUUCGCUGGUUAUUUGGUUAUUUUGUGCAAGGCACCGUUUCCGGCAGUCGUAGUCAGCUUUUUCCUGAUUGGACUCGGUGUUGCAGUCAACCUUGCCCUGAGUAAUGUCUUUAUAGCUAAUUUGGCGAACGCUACUGAGCUGCUAGGAAUCAAUCAUGGGUUUUACGGGGUCGGAGGAACUAUAGCUCCUCUGAUCGCAACGGCCCUGGCAUCGAAUGGAGUGCAUUGGACGUUCUUCUAUAUCAUUAAUGUGACAUUGUCCGCUUUUAACCUCAUUUUUGCAGGAUGGGCAUUCCGGGGUUAUGAGACAGAUAUGCCUGUUCAGGCACAGGCUGGACAGAACCAAAAUAUCGACGGGCCUGCGAAAAAGAAUCCGAUCUGGAGAGCAGUCAAGACGAAAGCCACGCUAUUGGGCGCGCUGUUCAUUUUCGCAUAUCAAGGAGCAGAGGUUUCAAUCUCUGGUUGGAUUGUUUCCUUCUUGAUUAAUUAUCGAAAUGGGGACCCAGCCCACGUGGGAUAUGUCAGUGCUGGUUUCUGGGCAGGCAUUACCGUGGGCCGUUUCGUCCUGUCCUAUCCAGCGAGGCGACUCGGGGAAAGGCUUGCAGUGUUCUUCCUUGUGGCUGGUGCAAUCGCCUUCCAGAUCAUGUGUUGGCUCAUCCCAAACAUCAUUGGAGAAGCCGUCACCGUUGCCAUUAUCGGUUUACUACUAGGUCCAGUUUACCCCUGUGCAACCGUUGUUUUGAAUAGACUCCUGCCCAGAGAUGUUCAAACAACUUCUCUGGGAUUCGUCAGCGCUAUGGGGAGCAGUGGAGGGGCCGUUGCCCCGUUUGUCACUGGUAUACUCGCUCAGGGCCUUGGAACUGUGGUCUUGCAUCCUAUUUGUUUGGUGUUGUAUGGCGCGAUGAUCCUCGCGUGGUUUCUCUUGCCUCGGACUUUGAGACGUGAGGACUAA